AUGGGGUGCAGGAGCAACCACUCCACGAUGAAGGCCAACAGCCUGGCACACCAGCCUGCGUCUACGCCAGGGCCCCUCCAGCUCGCCCGCCAGACGAGCCAGGGGAACUUCAUGGACUUCAUGGGCAUGACGCCCCAGCAGAUGCGCGUGGGCUUCGAGAUGAUGCAGCAGUUCAUCCAGCAGUUCGGCAUGGCGAACAACUUCUUCGGCAACGCGCCGCCGUCCACCGACGAGAAGGAGGUGGACGAUGCCGAGGCGCUGGAGCUUAAGAUGAGCAUGGCAGCAGGGGCUGCGGGCUCGAAGCACAAGCGCAAGCAGCCGCCCAGCGAGCCCAAGGCUAGACGGCGACGGGCAAUCGCAACAGGUUCCACGUCUUUCGGCCCCGCGCUGUUCAAGUAUGAGCUCCCUUCGGCAGACCCCGCACAUCCUGACAAUGUGGCCGUGUGGAUUCAGCAUCCGCUUGGUUUCUCGGAGAGGGCGUCUGCGGAAGCUGAGUCGUUCAAGGAGCUGAUUCUCGAGACCGUGCGCAGGCACGGCACUUUGCCCAUCAUAUUUUAUAGUGACGAGGUCACGCCAGGCAAUGUCUUGUCGAAUCGGAACAAGCGCAAGUUUCACGCGCCCUACUGGAGCAUCAAGGUCGACCUCUACCUGCAGAAGACAUCGGUAUACCACCUCAACUACGCCGCAUUGGACGAAUACGUCAGGAGGUGGGAGUGGCCCAGGGGAUAUGCCCACGCGCGUGAAUGCUUCGCGGAUGGCAAGUUCAGUGGGACGGCUUCGGAACAUACCUCCCUCGCACCCAUCAUUGCGAAGUUUGCGCGGGACAUUGUGAUAGGCCGACAAAACGCUUGCAUCCCCAAGUCGGGGAGCAUGCUCGCUGCCUGUGGCGUGAUUGGCAUGCUGAGUAUAGCCAAUAGCGGCCACCUCAAGGCAUCAAACUUGGGCACUGGCAUUACCAAGCACUUCCAGCUGCGCGAGACCGCGUAUGGCCUACAGGUGUGGAAGCCCAAGGUUGUGGGAGUUGAUUUGUUGGGCCCCAAGCCGACCAGCAAGAAGGUGAGGGAUGCGCUGAUCUUUGCAUUGCUUUUAUGUGUGGCCGAGCCGCCGCAGCACACGCCGCCCGAUCAGCGGGCGGAGCUGCGAGCGGCGUGGAGGCGAAGGGCCUGCGUGGCCACGCACGAGACCAUGAGCAUGGUGGCCCGGGUGGUCUCUGAGCAGCUCGGCGUCGACGAGAGUAAGGUGACGGCGUCUUCGACGUUCUCCGCGCUCGGCGCCGAUUCUCUCGACGUCGUGGAGACAGUCAUGGCCCUGGAGGAGAGCAGUUCGAGGUGGAGCUGCCCGACGCGGUCGACAUCGAGCUGCCCGACGAGAGGCCGGCGAGGCUGA
Prorocentrum cordatum is the source of this 1386-nucleotide messenger RNA. The record is from the annotation of a GenBank genome assembly. Lineage: Eukaryota; Dinophyceae; Prorocentrales; Prorocentraceae.